AUGGUCCAUACCUCGCUACGCCCUGGCCUCGCGCAAGAGGCCAACCACAACCUGAGACCAUGGGAUCAGCAGCCGCCGCAAGUGCCUGCAGCUCCCGCCAGCUCAUCCUCCUCUAAACGGCAUGCCGGGAUUCAUUCUUGCUCUGCCUGGGGAGACGACGCCGACGCCGGCGGAGCCUGUGAAUCCUUCUUCCUCCCAGAACAGUUCGCAAACCUGCAGCAGGACCCCGUGUGGUGGUCGCCGGACAAUGCCUUUUUAGACGCCGACCUGGACUGGGCCGUUGCUGAUGAUGAGCUGCAAUGCGCCUUCACCACGGCCGCAGCGACAGCUGCCCUCACCACCCUCGCCGUCGUGCCGGAGCUACCUGUGAGGGCGCCUGCGCUUGCGCCCACGAUGCCAACCCCGGGCGACUGGUCCGGCUUCGGCGUCUUUGACAGCAACACCCCGACGACGACGACGAGCAGCGGCGACGGGGCCAGCGCGCACCCGACGCCUGCCGCCUCGUCCUACCCGCGGCUCACCAGUGUCUCGCGCCGCAAGCAUGUCGACCCGGAGAUGCUCCUCAAGCGGCAGCGCAACAAGGUCGCCGCGCAAAAGUACCGCCAGAAGAAGCUCGACCGCAUCGCGGAGCUCGAGGGCGAGGUCACCGACGUCCGGCGCGAGCGCGACGAGCUGCGCAUCCAACUGGCCAAACAGGAGGCCGAGACGGCCGCCUUGCGGGACAUGUUGAAACUGAUAAACCCUGGUUCUGGAUUGACGGACGAAAGUUAA
Molecule: messenger RNA, 771 nt
Organism: Cordyceps militaris CM01
Lineage: Eukaryota; Fungi; Ascomycota; Sordariomycetes; Hypocreales; Cordycipitaceae
Product: Basic-leucine zipper (bZIP) transcription factor
Exons: 3
Coding region: 1-771 (256 amino acids)
Biological process (GO): regulation of transcription by RNA polymerase II
Cellular component (GO): nucleus
Molecular function (GO): DNA-binding transcription activator activity, RNA polymerase II-specific; RNA polymerase II transcription regulatory region sequence-specific DNA binding
Source: RefSeq, a predicted model, not a curated record